AUGAGUACUGGUGAUUUUUUAAGCAAAGGCAUUGAUCUGAUCCAGAAGGCAGUAGAUUUCGACACUGCCACGCAAUACUCCGAAGCGUAUACUGCUUAUUAUAAUGGGCUAGAUUAUUUAAUGUUAGCAUUGAAAUAUGAGAAAAAUCCAAAGUCAAAGGAUCUUAUCAGGGCAAAGUUCACCGAGUAUUUGAAUAGAGCAGAACAAUUAAAAGAGCAUUUGGAGAAAGAAGAUGAAGCUAAAAGAAAUGCUCAUAAUAAUACGAAUUCUGGAGCACAAAAGGUUUCGAAAAAUAAUAAUGAAGAUGAUUCUGAAGAUAAGAAAUUGAAAGGUGCCUUAUCAGGAGCGAUAUUGACAGAAAAGCCAAAUGUCAAGUGGGAAGACAUUGCAGGGUUAGAAGGUGCUAAAGCUGCUUUGAAAGAAGCGGUAAUUUUACCUGUAAAAUUUCCUCACCUAUUUACUGGUAAUAGAAAACCAACAUCUGGUAUUCUGCUUUAUGGACCUCCAGGUACUGGUAAAUCUUAUCUGGCUAAAGCAGUAGCUACUGAAGCGAACUCUACUUUCUUUAGUAUUAGUUCUAGUGAUUUGGUUUCAAAAUGGAUGGGUGAAUCUGAAAGAUUGGUAAAGCAACUGUUUAACAUGGCUCGUGAAAAUAAACCUUCAAUCAUAUUUAUAGAUGAAGUAGAUGCAUUGACAGGGCAAAGAGGUGAAGGUGAAAGUGAAGCUAGUAGAAGAAUUAAAACAGAGUUAUUAGUCCAAAUGAAUGGUGUGGGCAAUGAUUCUCAAGGUGUGUUGGUUCUCGGUGCAACAAAUAUCCCAUGGCAAUUGGAUAGUGCAAUAAGAAGAAGAUUUGAAAGGAGGAUUUAUAUCCCAUUGCCUGAUUUAGCGGCCAGAACUAAAAUGUUUGAAAUAAACGUUGCAGAUACACCUUGUACUCUAACAAAAGAGGAUUAUAGAACAUUAGGUCAAAUGACAGAUGGUUAUUCUGGUAGUGAUAUCGCAGUUGCUGUCAAAGAUGCUUUAAUGCAGCCGAUAAGGAAGAUACAAAAUAGCACUCAUUUUAAAGAUAUUUCAGAAGAUGAAACAAAAAGAAGGUUGACACCUUGUUCUCCUGGCGAUAAAGGUGCUGUUGAAAUGAGUUGGACUGAUAUAGAGGCAGAUGAACUUCAAGAGCCAGAUUUGACGAUUAAAGAUUUUUUGAAGGCUAUUAAAUCCACAAGGCCAACAGUUAACGAAGAAGACUUACAAAAGCAAGAAGAUUUUACAAAUGACUUCGGACAGGAAGGUAAUUAA
This is a messenger RNA of Vanderwaltozyma polyspora DSM 70294, 1293 nucleotides long. It is a transcript of the gene VPS4, whose product is annotated as AAA family ATPase VPS4. NCBI's taxonomy places the organism in Eukaryota, Fungi, Ascomycota, Saccharomycetes, Saccharomycetales, Saccharomycetaceae. Gene Ontology annotation, molecular function: ATP binding; ATP hydrolysis activity. Bases 1 to 1293 code for a protein of 430 amino acids. The transcript has a single exon. Gene Ontology annotation, biological process: endosomal transport; vacuole organization. The record is from RefSeq and is a predicted model, not a curated record.